AUGUUCUUGGUCAAAAUACACCCUAUAUUGGUAAAAGGCCAUGCAGCCAUAGACUUGGGGUUUCUUGAGGAACUCUUCAAUAAUGAGACCUUACAAGAAACAGAAGAAUGUGGAGUGAUUGAACCAUUGGCAUCCCGACGAGUAUUCUGUGAACGAGAUCACCCACAAGGUCCAGGUCGAUUAGAACAUAUACAAUGCGAUGUUAUGUUUAAUGCCUUAGUACCUGUGGACAUCAAUGAAUGUCCAUAUAUACUAUUUACAUCCCAUGGUAUACACAAGCAUCCUCCACCUCCACCUACUAAGCCUCCAGAACGAAUUCUGCAAGGAAUUAAGCAGAUGAUUGAACAAAUACGGGAUCCAAGCUUGACUACAGCACAAUUUCUUCGGAGCCCUCAGCUUGAGGCUUUUUGUGAGCAAUAUAAUACUUCAACUCUUGCUGAGAUUCACAUAAGCUUUUGCAACAAGGAUCGUAUAUCUGCAAUUCUGCAGAAACAACGCCUGUUAGCCUAUCCUAAUGGUCAGGAUAUCGAUGGGGUCAUAUUUCUUCAGCAGUCUAAUCAACAUAUUAAGGAUUACAUUCAGGAGACAUAUCAUGACUCAGAAGGCACUAUGGUUAUAUGUGCUUAUAGGGAGCAAAUCCAGCUCCUAGCUCAACUAUCCUCAUUUGAAGUAGAUAUGUCUUAUAAGCGAAUUCGGACCAAAGACAUAAACGAGGUGCUUUUUGCAACAUUCUUGCCUGACCAGUGCAAAGUUAUCACCUUGCUGCGUGUUUUUACUAGUGAUGACUCUACGCGGGGUUAUUACCUCCUUUUUAAACGAGUCUUUACCCUUGUCCAGAAGCUUACCCAGACACCAGUACUUUUUGAUCCUAUACAUGGUUCUGGAAUAUAUGGUAUUAUUAUGGACAUGGAUAGCAAACUAUAUACUGGUCUUGGUCAAUAUCUUUCUGAAGUUGACCCCCAGCGCCGAGAUAUAACAUGGCAGCUAGAACGUAUAAUUGUUUUCUGCCAAGUCCACUUCCAGCGCUCGAUUCUAAAGGCUAUUGGAACACGAAGUCAUGGAACACCUCUUUGGGGUCUGAUGAUGAGCUUGCUGGAUUGUAACUCUGAGGUUGAGUAUGACGAGCUGCUUGAGCUGCUUAUAGAAAAUGAAGCUGCCGCAGUGCGAGAUUGGGCAGUGCAGAAAAAAAGCUCCAUUAUUAAAGCAGGGCUAAAUAAAGCAUGUUCCAAGAUUCAGCCUUAUCACUUUAGUGAAUUGCGCAACUAUACAAAUGCUGUGAAGCAGGCUCAACAAAAGUCAAAUGCCACCUGCAAAUAUUUAACGUUAGUGGAGGCUAUCACAAAUUCUGCCAAAUUAGACCAGUCAGACAUUCUCCAAUAUCAGAACCUUACGCGGUUCAAUAUUCACCACUCAUAUCGGACGUCAGAAAUGGAAGAUAAUUACCUUCGUCACAUGAGCCGCGAAGAGUCACGUUCGCGAUAUCCUAGGCAGAAUAGCGGUGAUGAUGGAUCAGUUCGAUCCUCACAGAAUCUUCGACGUACUGCCUCUGAAGAUGCUUUGACUUUAGAACAACGACGUCAGGAAUUGGAGCUCCGAAAACUGGAAGCAGACAUUAGAAAGCAAGAAUUAGACAUUAGAAAGCAAGAAGCAGAUAUUAAACAGCAGGAAGUGGACAUUCGCCUGCAACAACUUAAGAAUGACCAGUUGGAGCUUGAUCUUAUGGAGCGGAGAGCAAGGAUACAGGACCUGCAAGCAAUUACUGGCUGGUUGAUUAACAAUUUCCAUUUCUGA
Messenger RNA from Aspergillus nidulans FGSC A4, 1791 nucleotides. RefSeq lists its product as uncharacterized. NCBI's taxonomy places the organism in Eukaryota, Fungi, Ascomycota, Eurotiomycetes, Eurotiales, Aspergillaceae. The transcript has 12 exons. The record is from RefSeq and is a predicted model, not a curated record. Bases 1 to 1791 code for a protein of 596 amino acids.